CCCGCCCCUCACAUGACCGCUAGCGAGGUUUUUGUCGCGCCCGCUCGCCCCGGCCGCUCGCCGUGCCCCGGUGUCCCCGCCGCCGCCGGCAGCAGCAGCAGCACCGCCGCCGCCAUGGGCCCGCGCCGCUCCGCCGCCUCCUCCCGCGGCCGCCUCCUCCUGCCGCUGCUGCUGCUCGGCGUCUCUGGUUUUUUCCAGUCCUAUGCAGUUGAAGUAGAUAUAAAGGAUGCUUCCAAUGCUACAUGCCUGUAUGCAAAUUGGAUGAUGAGGUUCUUGAUAACAUAUGAAUCAAACAAUGGUGAUUAUAAAACCACAACCAUGAAUUUGUCAUCCAGUGCGACACACAAUGGAAGCGUCUGUGGCAAUGACACACAGGCUGCCCUUGUGGCAGUGCAGUUUGGAGAAGGUCAUUCUUGGAGCAUUAACAUCACAAAAAACAAUGAAACUUACCAGGGAGACUUCAUGACACUGACCUACAACACCAAUGACACAGCUGUAUUUCCUGAUGCUAAGAGAAAAGGACCAGUUACUAUUUUUAUGAAGGAUCCUGCAGGUCCAGUUCAGCUGAACACUGUCUUCGUGUGUCACAAUUCCUUCGUUAUUGAAGCAGAAAAUAUAACGCAGAUUUUCUGGAAUGUUACUGUGCAGGCUUUUGUUCAGAAUGGCACAGUCAGUAAAAAAGAGACUAGAUGUCCUGCUGAUAGACCUACUUCUGCACCUACUGUUCCACCUACUAGUGCCAAUGCAACUACUGCACCUACCACUGCUGCACCUCCUGCUCCAACUCCUCCCAAGCCUGUGGAGAAUCCAGACACAGGAAACUAUUCUCUUAAAAGUGGAAAUAAAACGUGUUUCCUGGCAUCUGUGGGGCUGCAACUGAAUGUUUCCCAAGACAAGCCUCUUCUGAUCAACAUCAAUCCAAAUACAACUGUCGCAGAUGGUGCCUGUGGUAACACAACAGCCACUCUGAAAUUGAAUGAUGGAAAUAGCACACUGAUUGGUUUCACAUUUGCUGUUAAAAAUGCGAGUGCAAGUGUACAGAAAUUUUAUCUGAGAGAGGUGAAUGUUACUCUGCUCAACCGUCUGAAUGGUUCUGUCAUUUCAAGUGCAGAUAACAACAACUUAAGCAAGUGGGAUGCUUUCCUUGGUAGCUCUUACAUGUGCCGAAAAGAGCAAACCCUUCAGAUUAAUGAAAAUGUUCAAGUUCAUACUUUUAAUCUCAGGAUUCAGCCAUUCCUUGUGGAGGCAAAUAAGUUUGCUACAGCUGAAGAAUGCCUUGCUGAUUCUGACCUGAACUUUCUUAUUCCCAUCGCAGUGGGCGUGGCACUUGGAUUCCUUAUCAUUCUUGUCUUUAUCUCUUACAUCAUUGGAAGAAGAAAAAGUCGUACUGGCUAUCAGUCUGUAUAAUCUCUUCAUUCCAUCUCUGUUGCCCACCUUCCCUGUUCUUUUCCCUUUCCCAGACUUCCUGGCCUGCUCCUUAAAAAAAAAAAGAAACAAAUUAAUUCAAGGUUUCUUUGUUUAAAAAAGUUCAAGUCACUUCAUGGCAGAAUAACAAUAACAAUAACUUCAUGAUAGAAUAACAUGCCAUGAAUCUGAAGAUGCAUUGCAAAAGCUACUGUAUGACUUUGGAGAAAGUAAGUGUUCUGAGGACCAGAGAAUUGAACAGAGUUGGUGUGUCCCUGUGGGAAAUGUGAUUAUUUUUAGUAAAGAAGACAUCUACAAA
Messenger RNA from Zonotrichia leucophrys gambelii, 1723 nucleotides. RefSeq names its product lysosomal associated membrane protein 2 (gene LAMP2). The transcript has 9 exons. Gene Ontology annotation, cellular component: late endosome membrane; plasma membrane; lysosomal membrane. Bases 13 to 1407 code for a protein of 464 amino acids. Gene Ontology annotation, biological process: protein targeting to lysosome involved in chaperone-mediated autophagy; cellular response to starvation; autophagosome maturation. NCBI's taxonomy places the organism in Eukaryota, Metazoa, Chordata, Aves, Passeriformes, Passerellidae. The record is from RefSeq and is a predicted model, not a curated record.